GGUGCCAUGCAUAUAGCGGGAGCAAUUGGUAGGGGGACAUUUCAGCCCGUGCUUUUCCCCACCAACCAUCUCCCCUAUCCCCCUCGCCCCGCCGCCGUCCAAGAUUCCGGCGAAAGUGGUCGGCGGGAGCACGCCGAAAGGUCUCCACACGCACGAGGUUGCCCUCCGCCUCCCUCCCCUCCCCCUCCUCCUCCGUCCGCGGGCCGGGACCUUGCGGAUCUGCGGCCCUUCAUCGCGGGCUGCCGGAUUUGGCUUUCCCGGCCACCGACGGCUGCGUCAAGCUAUGGAAUGGUCGGGUUGCACCUCGUGCAGCCCCGGCAAAGGCUCAUCGGCGCAUGCAGGUGCGGGUUCGUCCGCUCGCCGCCGCUGAGGGUUUGCCGGCAUGGAUUCGGCCGGCCGACCGCCGGGCUCGGUCCUCGCGCAGAGGCUCUGUGGCUCGCCGAUGCCGCUCGUACAGUGCGACGACUGCCCGCGGACAGUGCUGCGGCUGACUUCGGGCACGCCGAAGCACCCCGGAUGGGUGUUCUUCAAAUGCGAAAACGACGGGGAAGAUGGAUGCUCAUUUUGGUUUUGGGAAGGUGAAUACAUUGAUUUGUUGAUAGAAAGAAAAUUGAUAGAUGUUCGUGCACUCCUUAGUACAAUCGGAGGCAAUGAAGCGCAUGCAUGUGCAACUAAAGGGGAAGCAACGUCUACUUCUUUAGAACCAAAGAAGAAUAAUGAAGAAUGCAUGAUCAAGAAUCCGCAGAUCAACAAUGAGUGCAUGGAGAAGAUAUUGCUUCAACUAGUGGGAGCAGUUAUGGAAGUUAGAAAUCUUCUAAAAUGCAUACUUGUGGUUCUUGUUUUCUUUGGUCCUACUUUUCUAGCAAAGAUUUGGUGAUGUCCUAUGUAUCCAAUGUGGUUGAAAAUGCAAAGAAAUGCA
This is a messenger RNA of Triticum aestivum (bread wheat), 919 nucleotides long. RefSeq lists its product as uncharacterized. Lineage: Eukaryota; Viridiplantae; Streptophyta; Magnoliopsida; Poales; Poaceae. The transcript has 2 exons. The record is from RefSeq and is a predicted model, not a curated record. Bases 383 to 877 code for a protein of 164 amino acids.